This is a messenger RNA of Acanthosepion pharaonis, 786 nucleotides long. Lineage: Eukaryota; Metazoa; Mollusca; Cephalopoda; Sepiida; Sepiidae. The record is from the annotation of a GenBank genome assembly.
AUGCGGUUGGUUGAAGAACAACGAAAAGAGUUUUAUUAUUUUAUUUCCGUUAUUUAUCUAUCUAAUCAUAUCUUCUUGAUCUAUCUAUCUAUCUAUCUAUCUAUCUAUCUAAUACGCGUUUCUUUCAAGACAUCUGUACUUCGUUUCCUUUUUCUAUUUCUACUAACUUUCUUUUUCUCUCUUUUUUUCCCUUUCAUUAUCCUUUUAUCUUCUCUCUCAGUUUUAUCUUUCUCUGUUAUAUUUUUCACCCUCUCUUUCCUUCACUUUUUCUCCUCCAGCCCCUCACUCUAUCGAACAUAUUUUCUUUGUUUCUUUCUUUUCUCUCCAUCUCUCUUUCAAAAUUUACUUUCUUUCUAUCUUUUCCCCUUGACGGCUAACUUACUUAUUUUUCUCUUCAGAGAUCUCUACCUUUUUAUUUUCCCCUUCCUCUCUCUCGAUAACCUUUCUUUCUCUCUUUUCCUCUCGCUCGUUAACUUACUUUUUACUGUAUCUUUUCUUCUCUUUGAAAACAUUUUCUUUCUUAUCCCUCACUCUCACAUUUCUUCUCACUUUCUCUCUUUCUUUCAAUAUACAUUCUUUCUCUUUUUCACUGUUAUUUAUUCUCACUAUUAUAUAUUUAAUCUAUCUAUAUUUUUCUUUUCUCCCCUUCUCCUUAGCACUUUUUAUCUUUUCUUUUUUUCUUCCACUCUCUUUUCUUGCUGUAUUUUCUUUUCACCCUCCUUCACUUUUAUUCUUUUCGUUCACAUUAAAAUUAUCUUUCAUCUUCCUUCCUUAUUUUUACUCUAA